Molecule: messenger RNA, 8320 nt
Organism: Nomia melanderi (Alkali bee)
Lineage: Eukaryota; Metazoa; Arthropoda; Insecta; Hymenoptera; Halictidae
Gene: Svil
Product: Supervillin
Biological process (GO): actin polymerization or depolymerization; actin filament severing; cytoskeleton organization
Cellular component (GO): cytoplasm; actin cytoskeleton
Molecular function (GO): actin filament binding; phosphatidylinositol-4,5-bisphosphate binding
Source: RefSeq, a predicted model, not a curated record
AGAAUAUAGUAUAGGUCAUUGAAUAUCACAGUUUAAGAGAGAGCUCAUUUCGGAUAUUAAUUUUUCGAUUGUCGAAAUGAAAUGAACAAUUAUCUGGUUGUCGAUAUGAUGUUAAUUUGAUUUGAAGAACGCCAUCUGGUUCCGCGUGUCACCUAUCUUUGGUCUAUCCGUUCUUCUUCGUAAUGAGAGAAAUUGUAAUGACUAAUACCUGUGCAAUCUGUAUUGAAAGAAAAUUUUUCUUUCUAUUGUAAUCUCUUGCUCGUAACAGUAUUCGAAUGACACGCAAUUUUAUACAUUCACCCAACUUAUUCGGGUGCUUUUUAUAUGUAUUUUAUAAGUAGUACUUAUUGAAUAGCUGUGAUAACGACAUAAGUCAUCUGCGUCACUGGCUGUGUUCUUGAUUAUUUGUAGAUUUGUUUUGAAUCGUGAUAUGGCUGCGAUGAAACAAACGUUUUAUUAAUUCAGUAAGUUGGAGGAGUGCCUUUGUAAUAAUUUAUAUUGUAAAAUAAUUUGUAUUGUAAACAUCUGAGCAUUAUUAGGAAAAUUGAUAAUAACGACAGUUGUUACUUUCUGUCGUAAUGUACGAUGUUAUGAUGUUUUUUGUAACAAUAUGUACGGUUGAAUUUCAUUUUUUAGAUAGAUGAGAACUUUUGUUAAGACUAUUUUUAGAUUCUGUAUCGUGCACGCAUAUGUUCUGAAUUCUUGAGGAAUAAAUGGAUUACUUUUAAAACGUUCACCAUAAUUGUUUAUUUAUUGAGACGUCAUAUAAGUUUUGGUUGUCAAAGAAAUCAAGUUAAAAUUUUUGUUUCACACCUCACUCCUAUAUGACCCUUACUUUUGGGCUUCGAGAAAAUUAAAUAUGCCUGUGAAUGGUAGCCGUUGGAGCUACAGUUUUAAUGGCAGCCAGUGGAGAAAGUUCUUCGAAUGGAACAGAAAAUAAUUUCACUCGCUAUGAGAAUCAAAAUGUUUGCUCUCGCAAUGAAAUGCAAACUAAACAACAGAACGCAGAGUGUCUUGUUAAAAAGAGUAUGACAUCUUCUGCUAUGAAUAAGAAUAAGACUCGUACCUCCAUGUUGGAAAAAAACAGUCGUUUAAUUUCAAGAUCAGAGAAUAAAGAGAGUGGUAAGAUUCUGUCAUUGCAUAAGACAACGCCAAUUCGUGAAACUAAAGCUUCCAGAUUAAGGGCUGCCUCAAUUAUAUCUCCUAAUGGUGGAACAUUGGUUUCAAGAAGAUUAGGUAUGUCAGAAACAUCUGCUUCUUUAGGUCUCCAACCCAGGACUAGUUCAUCGAUGAAGGAUGAAAAUUCAAUAUUAGGUAACAGUAGUGCUAUAAAUCCUACAAGAAAAACUCAAUCUGAAUGUAAUGAUAGACGAACCAGAAGACAAUCAACUAAGCAAAGUUACAUAUCCAAUACAAUAUCUACUUCAAAUUCUACUAAUCAACGUCAGCUAACAACUAAUUUAAGUAAAAAAUCAGCUGAGUCAAAAACGACUUAUCCGAAAGCUAGUACUCAAUAUGCUACAAAUCAUCCGAAAACUUCUACAACGCCUUCCGUUAAUCCUCUGGCAAGCACUAAAUAUUCAAACAUACAACGAACUAGUGGUGGCCAUAGUGAUUCAGAAGUUUCACGAAGAGUUGAUGCGUUAACAGCAUUAACGAAGUCCGCGAUAGAACGCGUAGAAAGACUUACGUCGCAAGCAAAUUUGUCUUCAAAUUAUGGACCACAAUUGGAAAAUCAUUCGUCUAGCACGUUAUCUCAAGGAAACUCUACUAGUAAUAAAGAAAGUAAUAUGAAUAAUGCGCAUGUCUCACAAUCAUCGCCAAGAAAAUGUUCUAUUUUAAAGAAAUCGAAUGAUGAACAUUUUCAAGAUGGAUCCUUAAAUCAGCCGCACACGCCGGUUUCAAUUCUGAAACAUAAGAUGUCUGACAGCGAAGGGGUUCAAAAUUUGUCGAAUCUUACUCAUACAGUGUUACCAGUAACGUUUUCACCUUCUGUGGUAGAGCAUACCACCCAUAAGAGACACGGUAUUUUAAAAAAGCGCAGCAGCUUGGAUGAAAGUGAAAUUCUUCGACGCCGUAGCUGUUCUCCAGAUAUUUCCUUUACUGAUAAUCCGUAUUCUGAAUUUAGGCCAAUAUUGAAAAAUCAGAGGCGAUCAUCCCUGGAUGAAAUCGUUAAAAGAGACCAGAGCCCGGACCCUCAGCCUACUUCUAUAUUGAAAAGAAAAUCGUCUAGAGAAGAUGAUAGAGAAGAACGCCAAGUUGGUUCUUCAGAGCCACAGGGUAUCCUCAAAAGAAAAUCUACAAAUAGCCUACGUACAAGUAAUGUUAAUCAUCACGUGACUAUUACAAUGGAUGCAACAAGUGUGACUGGUCCUGAAAUACUUGAUAGCUCUGAAGUAAGGCCGAUACUAAAGAAAAAGCACAGCAGAGAGGAAUCAUUCGGUAGCGAUCCACCGUCUUUAGAACCACGUCCAAUAUUGAAGAAAAAGUCGAGCACAGAAUCGGAUGAACACGAUGAUAAACCAAAAAAGACUAUUUUGAAAUGCACGCGUAAGAAUUCGCAAGAAGAAUGCACUUACGAAACGGAAUUAACGUCGCCGAAGAAAUUGUCUAUGCUCAGAAAUCGUUCUAUUCAAGGUAAAACAUCCGGAGUGAUAGAAAAUGAUUCUGUGCGAUCUAUAUUAAAACAAUCGGGUAGUAAAGACAACGAAUCACGAGUCCGUUUGAACUUACACGAUGAAACAGUAGCUUCUAACGAAGCGUGUACUGAACCAACAGAUUUAUUUUUACGAAAAAGGGCACAAUCUGUGGGCCAUGUACAACCUUCAAGUAUUCUUAAUGAAUUCACUGGUGUACUUAACAAACGAAGAUCUCUAGAAUUAACGUCUAUGAGUGAUGUGUUACAAGAUAAGUUACAAACAAGAUUAACGACCAAUAGUAACUAUUUAAAGCCAGACCUUUCCCUGGGUGGUGAGAGUGCCAAUGUGUCUGCUAUUUUUUCUGACACGUUAAGCAGUGUAACGAAAGAAAGGUCUGCAGAGAAAGAGAAAGAGUCUGGGCCAGUACUUGGAAUCGAAGAAAAAGAUCAAGUAAUUGUUCAUGGACUUUCUGUAAAUAAUAGUAUCGACGAAAGUACUUUGCUCUCUGAUAAAAUGACUGACAACAAGGAAUAUACAAAUAACGAAGUAUUGACCUCGCAAAGGAAACAAGAUGAUACAGAUUUUCAAGAAAAUAACAGUGUACACCGCAGCAAUAGUGUUUCUAAAAUGGCGCUGCAUUUCAAAGCAUUGCAAGAGAAAGCUAAUUCUAAGGAGAAAGAGAAUUUAUCUCAGAAAACACCGAGCAAAGGUUCACGCGGGAUACAACGAUAUAGAGACCGUAAACUUCAAGGAAACGAUAGGUUCAGCACGCAGCCGGUAACUUUCCAAGAAGUACAGGAGGCGGUUUUACAAAAUCAACGUAACGCAACAUCGAAUGGGAAAUCAAGUUCGACAGAAGUUAAUUUAACCGAUGACGAAUACGAUCCAUCCAAAUUAAGCCUGGCGGAACGAGUGCGUCUCUUUAAUCAGAAGAUCGAUACUGAAAAAAGUGUAGUGUCCAACAAAAUGUCAGUGGAAAGGCACUUACGGAAACGACCUGCCACCCGUUACAAAACACAGCCAGUUACAUCCGAAGAGGUUGAAGUAGCAUCCAGGAUAUCUCCGUUAAAUGUCAUUCACCAAUAUUCCUCAGAUAAUACUUCAUCCUCAGAACUUCGAGAGCAGAUGCAUCUUUCUCAGGUUGACCUACCAAAAAGUACUUUAAAAUCAUUACCGUCCUUUUCACAAAAUACGUCUAGAACGAAGAGUCCUGAACUCGAAGGUUUAAAGUUAAUCAAAUCUGUACUUAAGAAAGAGGCGGAAGAGCAAGGACAACAGACGCUUGAGAAUUCUGAUUCCUCGAACCUUACUCUAAAAUCUAAAGUGGAAGAACGAAUGGCGGGAGAAACAGAAACUGAUUACUCUGCACAGUAUAAUUGGAGCAGUGGCUACAGUAUGGAAGGUAGGCAAUCUAAACUUAAACAGAUACACGUGCUUUUCCAUAGAAGCGAUACGCAACAUGAAUUAAGUAAAAUAAGAAUUAAAUCUGCGUUAGAUGAUAUAAACAAUGUUCAAACUGAAAUCACUGCAACCGAAAAGGAUGAAGAAACACUGCAAACAGCAGAUAACGAGGUGCCGUCGAGCGAGGAUUUGUUGUGCAACAUAAAGAAUGAAGGUGUACAUCGUCAGUCUAGUUUUUCAAAGCAAACCAGGUACGCCUCUUUGUUGAAGAGUGCUAGUCAUCACUCGAUUAGCAACAGAAGGCAUGAAACCGAAUUAUCUAGCGGAGCAGUACAGAAACAACACGGUAUAGCUCUUCCAGGAUUGUAUCGUAGCGCGACUCAGGCGAUACCAUUGGUGGAUACUAAUGAUGGCCCCAGCAUGAGUAUCGCUGAUCGAUUAGCGGCACUUCAGCGUAGCGGUAAUACGAAUUGGAAACGACGCAUAGCGUCAGAAUCAGUCAAUUCGACGGAUGGGGUAUCUACUAGUUCACCGGCUAAAGAAGAACUGAGCAUCAAACAAGGAGUACUCGCUGAUUGCCUUGGGAAGUUAGAGUCUGCCACAGAGGGAUGGAAGAAGAGAGUGGCUGUGUCGGAUGCAAUGAAGUUUACGGUAGCUGGUAGAAUGAAGGUAGAAUUACCGGAGAAGCUAGAAACGGGACCGAGUUCGCCACUCGUCGAAGUUACUGGAAGCAUUGCAGACAGAAAGAAGAAAACACCACGUCCCGAACGAUUCAGAGCUAAAAGGGGAUAUAUGAAAGAUGCUGUGUCCACGCCAACUAGUCCUAGCAAAGAUUCGUACAGUAAAUUACGUAUAAGCUUCUCUGAACCUACAAGUGAUGAUAGUGGAGAAGAAAGUAAGACAGAGAAAACUUUAUCGCCGACUGUAUCAAUACCCAAGAUAGAUGAUGAAACAUUCACCUCGUUUUUUACUGGAAUUUCUUUGGAGAAGUGUGAAGCUGAAUCUGUCGAUUUAAAUGAGAAUGAUUUUGAUAUAAUCACGUCGCAAUCGGAAUUGUUAGUUCAGAGGCGUAACAUACGAUUACAUAGGCGACGCAUUAUAUCUAGAAAUCCACUUCAAGCGUUAGCUGCUCGUACCGAUUUAAGAUCAGAGUAUACCGAAGUACGAACUGGUAUCGCGGAGAAAGUAAUGAAACAGUUGAACGUUGAAAAAUUGGCUAAAAAUUCAUCUUUAGCUAUGGAAGCUUUAGCUGGUCUGGCUUCCACUGAAGAUUUUAGCAACGUAACACUGAGAAACGUAGCAGAAUCGAAUGUCUCGCUAAAUAAACUGCAACCGUAUAAAGAUUUAAUGUUGAUCUUAAUUAAAGGAAGACGUCACGUACAAGUGAAACUAAUUGCCCCAGUCGCAGAGAAUAUUAAUAGCGGCGACAAUUUUGUAUUAGUGACAAAAACAGAGGUAUAUAACUAUGUUGGAAAAUACUGUAACGUUAUUGAGAAAGUUCGUGGCGCGAAAAUUGCGAUGACCAUUCAGCAAAACAAAGAUCUUGGUACUCAAGCAACUCAAGUUAUUACUAUUAACGAAGAUAAAGUAACGUGCACAAGAAGUCAAUUGCAAAAAUUCUGGAAUUAUCUUGGCGUUGAAAGUGAAAAUAUAGAUGUUAUCGAUGCUGGUCAUCCCGAUGAAGAUGAACUCUAUGAGACAACUAUGAUACAUACAAAUAUGAUAUAUGAAAUGAAGGGUGAAGAAUUGGUGCCUCUUGAUAAAUAUUGGGGUGCUAUACCAAAAAUUGAAAUGCUCGAUCCAAAUAAGGUUCUAGUGUUCGAUUUUGGCAGUGAAAUGUACAUAUGGAGUGGGAAGGGAGCAUCUGUCGAUAAGAAGAAGAUUGCAACGAAUCUCGCUACAGAAAUGUGGAAAGAAGGAUAUGAUUACUCGGAAUGUGCUGUGUGCCCAAUUAAUGCGGCGUCCAUGCUCGGAAGGCGUACCGUAUCUCAAAUGGAUUCUAAAUCUGCCAAAGUCAGACCUAAAUGGUGCUUGUUCGCUAAAUUGACGCAACACGUAGAAACGAUACUUUUUAGGGAAAAGUUCCUCGAUUGGCCGAACGCUUCUGGGAUUAUACGAGUUCGCGGUGAAACGAGCAAAGAACAGGUCGAUGGAACAAUAGUUAUAGAACCGUGCAAUAUUAAUAAUUUAUUAGAGGAAAAUACUAGUCCUGUUGAUUUGGUUCUUGAAGGAAGCCAUUUGGGUAGAGGUACUGGUUGGUACGAUGAUGAGAUGAUGAAACAAUACGUUGUUAUGACAACGAGUGUAGAAGUAUGGCACAUCGAUGAAUUCUCUCAUACUCUUUUGGAUGAUACAUCCAUUGGACAAUUUUACUCUGGAGAUAGCUAUAUUGUACAUUGGAUGUAUUCGGUUACCAUUACUGGUCGCGAACUAAGCGGUAUGCCUUCAAAGCACUCUUCAAAAGGCCGUGACCGUUCGGUUUAUUUCAUUUGGCAAGGGCAGAGCGCGUCUUUAAACGAACAAGGUGCAGCAGCGUUACUAACUAUCCAAUUAGAUAACGAUCAAGCACCUCAGAUUCGUGUAGUCCAAGGACACGAGCCAGCCGCAUUUCUAAACUUAUUCUCUGGUGGAAUGAUAGUACACUGUGGCAAGAAAAAUGAUAAAAAACAGGACGAACGGUGGCGAUUGUAUAUAUGUCGAGGUACUCUAGAGUCAGAGGUGUCUUUAACGGAGAUUCCUUGUAGCACUCGUCAAUUAAGGAGCAGAGGUUCUCUUCUAUUACUAGACUCUGAAAACAACAAGAUUUAUGUGUGGCAUGGAUCUAAUGCGUUACCUCAUAUUAAAAAGGGUGCAAAUAAUGCGGCUAAAAAAUUACAAGAGAAUAGACCGCAGGAAACUCGUUUGUCCUCCGAUGGUGACAUAGAAAUCGUGGAGAUUAAUGAAGGAACUGAACCGGAAGAAUUCUUUAAUGCGUUGGGAGGGAUGAAUAAGUCAUUGUACGUAUCAUUAGAAAAAGACCAAUCGCAGGAACAUACUCCAAGACUGUUCCAUUUAUCAAGCAUUUCUAAAGAAUUUAAGCCUGUGGAAAUACUGUGUCCUCAUCGUGCUUCUUUAUCGACUCCAUUCCCUUUUCUACAAGAAGACUUGUACCAAGUAAAUCAGCCAGCUUUGUUUUUGCUGGAUAACAAAAACGAACUGUGGAUAUGGCAAGGUUGGUGGCCUGAUACUGGAGCGGAGGAUCAAUCUGGAAGCAAAGCGGUCAGAUGGCAGGCUGAAAGAAGAGCAGCCAUGACGACAGCUAUGCAAUAUUGGCAGAGCUUGCAUCCGGAAACUACGAAGUUUCCAAUUUAUCUAGUCUGGGCUGGUCUCGAACCAUUGCAAUUUAUCAAUUUAUUCCCGACAUGGAAAUACCGGGACGAUAUUGCAGAAAUAAAUAUAGAGGACGGUCGUAAUCCUGGAGAAGUAUUGUCCGUGGAGAGCGAGUUGGCGCGAUUAACGAAAAGCACGUAUCCCCCUGCUCAAUUAUUACAACGACCUUUACCGGAAGGAGUGGAUCCUACACAUUUGGAAUUGUAUUUAUCUCAACAACACUUUGAAGAGCUACUAGGAAUGAGUAAAGAACAAUUUCAAGAGCUUCCAGUUUGGAAACAAGUAAAUAUUAAAAAAGAAAUAGGGCUUUUCUGAUGAAACGCCCUUAUUGUCGAUCCUACGAGUAAUAGCUGCCCCUGUAAAGCGUUUAAUAAAGUUUUUGUUAAUUGUUUUAUGAUGUUUAUAACAUUCAAAUUUUUUAACUUCUCAAUAUAUGGAUUCGCGUUAAAAUGCGUCUGAAGUUGCCUAUCAACCGAAGAAGAACUAAUACUAUAAUGCAGUUAAAGAUGUUUACUAUUGUCUCAAAUAUAAUAUAUAUACUAUACUUAUACAUACAUAUAUAUAAAUAUAUAUAGAUAGGUAAUUAUAUAUUUUUAAUACAUAUUAAACAUAAAUUGGCUUGUGAAUAUUUCCUUUAUAUUUGUAUGGGCUUUAUAUUCAUUGAUAAUACAAUAUGUUUUAGAAUGGCUUAUUCUUACAUGUGUAACAUUUGUACAAGAGUGACUGUAUUCUUUACAACAUACUCUGUGUUUUUGAACAGUAUUCAAUGAAAUUUCUCAAUGUUGCCUUGAGUCUUAUUUCGUAGUCCUUUAUACUCCCUCAAUUUUUUUCUUUAAAAACAAGUUUUUCUGCAUUAUCCCAACAUACGCGAUACACGAUUUUAAAAUAAUUUUAUCUUACAUCCUCUUCGU